Messenger RNA from Bolinopsis microptera, 2487 nucleotides. RefSeq names its product hemicentin-1-like. The coding region runs from base 622 to 2487 and encodes 621 amino acids. The record is from RefSeq and is a predicted model, not a curated record. Lineage: Eukaryota; Metazoa; Ctenophora; Tentaculata; Lobata; Bolinopsidae. The transcript has 17 exons.
UACUAAUAACUUGAUAACUUGAUAACUUGAUAGCUAAUAAGCAACUUUAAUAUGAUCAGUCUUUUUAUUUUUAUUAAAUACGUUUUAUCAUCAACCAGACAGGAAUUGAUUCCAGAAAAGGACCAUCCCAACUGAAAAUGACGCAGCACGCCUCAACCUACGCCCCAAAAUUCCCACGUGACUAAACGUAGCGCCCACGUGACUACACGUAUCGCCCACGUGACAAAUAGUUAGCAUAUUUGACUUAACGUCACUUCAACAAGCAUCAUAAUAUGUUGAAAUAUAAAUAUAUGAUAGCAGAUGUAUAGUCCGCCUAGACGACUAGCUCUUGCCGGGACUGGUGUAAAACAGGUCGCCAGUUUUACUACUAUUAAUCCUCUCUGCUUAUCAGUAUUUAGUGUGACGUUAUUCAGUUGUUAUAGUGUUAGAUUUAUUGUUGGGUUUUGGUUUAUAGUUUAAUAUCCGUCACGCGUGGAUGAUCACAUUUGAUAUCCGAUCAGCUCAUUUCAUCACAGAGCUGUUUUUGCAAGAGUUUUAAUAUGUACGAUGAUGCGUCACGUUUUGGCAGAAUUCCAGGCUUUUUAACUCAUGUUCAUUUGUUUUAGUUACAGAUGAAGCAGAAUGUCGAUGUUUACUACUCUCUUCAUAGCAACCGCGUACCUUAGUCUCCGACUCGUUGUUGGUAUCCGACUGUCAGAGUAUCCUCCAGAGUUUCUGAUCCUCCCCCAAGACAGUGAACUUACUCUCACCUGCCGAGUAGAGGCCUCUUCUACAAACCCCUCCACCGCCCCAGACGCCUCCUCCACCUUCCAAGACUCCACAGCUACAAAUCUAUCAGAGUUAGAUCUUGGUUCCGUUGGUAUUCAGUGGUUUUAUCAGCAGACUGCAGACGGUCAGGAGUGGUUUCUAUUUGAGUCGGAGGUACUGGAGUACUCGAGCGUACAGACGUCAUACGAGGGAUUCUACUUCUGCAAAGCUGUUUUAAACGACGAGGAGUUAGUGAGAAGCAAUGUCACCCGGCUUAAGAUUGCAUAUCUAAAGGAUCGCUUUCUGAAAGUACCAGGACAAGUGUACACUGUGGAGGGCAGCACUGUAGAGUUCGAGUGCACACCUCCUGCUAGCUACCCACCAGCCAAUGUUACCUGGCAUAAGGACACCAAGCCUAUAUCAAACUCCCGAUCGUACAUGGGAUCAAACUAUACGCUAGUAAUAGUAGGAACACUGCCUGAAGAUAGCGGUAAUUACCAGUGUAUUGCUGACAACUCUAUCACAAAUGAAACAAGGACUAGUCUAGAGGGAGAACUUUAUGUUACACAAAGGAUUGACAGUGACGUUGACGAUGACUCAGAGAAGCCUUCGCCCUCAAUAGCUUCAUAUUAUACAACAGUAAAAGAGGGAGAAUCGGCUAGUUUACUUUGUGCCUUCCAAGGGGUCCCUUAUCCCACCUACAGGUGGUACUUUUCUAAUAAAACAGAGAUCUCUGAUGUCAACACCACUUUCUCUUACCAGUACGAAAAACAGGUGCUGCAGAUGAACAGUGUAACCCGGGACCUAGCCGGCUUGUUUCUGUGUCAGGGAACUAACGUAGCAGGAUCUAGUGUCAUCAACAUAACCCUCUUUGUGGACUACUCAGAGGAGCUAGGAUUUGCUGAAGAUUUAGCGGAGGAGAUGGUUUUUACACAGGGCAAGGGAAAAACAACAGAGAUAAUUUGCAAGGGGGAGGGUACUCCUCCGCUUGAUAUCAGAUGGUACGGAGAGGAUAACACCCUCUUGAGCUCGGACCCCAUCCUACAAAUAGACCUGAGUGAGUUACAGAACAUGUCAGCUACGUGUGUCGUAGAGAACAAGAACGGGACUGUCAGGCAGAGCACCAGGGUUACGGUACUUGCUGACGAAGACACCACGGAUCCUACAAAAGGAGUGGUAGCUACGGUGGAGUGUUACGGAGAUAGGAUGGUACUGUCUCUGACUGAGAGGAGGAACGUUGCUAUAUUCCACUUGUUUGAUAGUGAGUGCGAGUUUCUGGGGGAGUCCCAAGAAAUCGUAACACCUUUAGAAAGGUGUGGAACAAAAGCUUACUACAACGACUCUCACAUUAUUUAUAAAAACCAGGUAACAGGGGUGGCUAACGGUGGGGUAACAGGGGUGGCUAACGGUGGGGUUGAAAGUGGUAGUCUGAUUAGCAGAGGAGAUAACUUUCACAUUACCUUCGAGUGUGCUUAUAAGAGGACAGGGAACACGGACAACGUAGCUUGGGAAGCAAGGGGUCAGAUCACUGUAGACAUUAAAGGAGCUGGCUCCUUCACAUUCGUUCUGGAUCUGUACGAGAGUUCUAACUUUACUAUGAAGAGGGACAGUAGUCAGUAUCCUGUAGCAUUGAUAUCUCCGGACGAAAAUCUUUCUCUGCAGAUAGCAGAUAUUAGAGCUAGUGAUAGCCCGAGUGGCAGUGGAGGUUCCUUCGCCUACAGCCUUGUAGAAAAUGGGUGA